UGUUCAUAUAUUUACCCGUCUGGAAGACUCAGGAUGGUAUGGUUGGCAUUGUAACUCUUGACAAAAUCAUUGCGCUUAUCAACAGAAGACCAAGACCACGAUUCGAUUCCACUAACGCCCCGAGAGGCUUGUUUGGAAACUUGAGGUAUCUUGUACCUGUCGUGUGCUCGCUCCGCGGGCGAUCUUCGCUGAAAAGAUAUGUUGCAGCAUCCCGCAUGCUACUCCAUUGUCACCCCAAGCUGCCACCCUAGGACCGCUGAAGACAUGCAGUUGCGCCAAGGUCCUGGUUGCCCAAUCAUUAUGCCGGGAAAUAAGGAAGUACACUUCGGGGCAUGUAGCAGCUAGGAGUACUCCAUCACUUUCCAUCCGCGGUUGCGCGGGUGGGUGCUUAGAUGUCCAAGCUCAAUCGAUUCUCCGCAUCUCAAGAAGAUGCCGCGACCCAGCCGUCGUCCGAUUCCCCAACUCGACCUCCGCACUCGGGAAAUUUAUGCCAAAGCAAAGAGUCGCAUUUGUGGCGGGCAACCAGACCAGACAACAUGAGUCCUCCAAUCCCGGCGACCUGUGCAACAUCCGCGGUUCCGUUUUCGGGCACUGCCUGUUCUGGACAUGUAUUGGUAAGCUCCGUAGAAAGCCAAUGUCGUUUUUCUUUUUCAACAGUUUGCGUCGUGCGUUCCAUGUUGUUAGCCGCCGAGGCAUCUCUGAGAUCACAGAAGAAGUCCAGGGUUUACCUUGAACGUCGACACGAUCAUUGUAUUCCUCUGUCACCUUCCCCUCUUCCCCAGGAAAUGGGAGCAUGUGUUGCAAAUCUUAGCCUAGCCUGGGGCGCUCCUUGUGGACAAUCCUCGUGGACAAGAGAGGCGUCCCGUGCACUCACUUGGUUGAAGUGACUGUCUUGCUUUCGGAUGAAUGAGCCGUAAGAAAC
This is a messenger RNA of Pseudomassariella vexata, 922 nucleotides long. RefSeq lists its product as uncharacterized. Lineage: Eukaryota; Fungi; Ascomycota; Sordariomycetes; Amphisphaeriales; Pseudomassariaceae. The transcript has a single exon. The record is from RefSeq and is a predicted model, not a curated record. The coding region runs from base 393 to 887 and encodes 164 amino acids.